AUGUCUCCUCACAAAACUGCUUCGCCUGCCGGCAGUUGUCAUCAAGACGAUCUGCAACUUCCUUCUGUCUCUCUUCUUGCCCGACCAGCGACACUGACCCACUCAAUUUCUUCCGAAUCAUCCUACAACCCAUCUCCCCGGAGCGCAUCUGUUUCCUCGCUGGACGACAUGCCCAUCAUGAAUAGACCGUUGAGACCAGGUGUAUACGUGCCGACGGUGGCAUUUUUCAAGAACAACGAGGAUCUCAACCCCGAUGCGAUAGGAAAACAUGCUGUGAGACUCGCCAAGGCUGGUGUGGCUGCGAUUGCAACGCAAGGUUCCAACGGCGAAGCAGUACAUCUCACCCAUCAAGAAAGACAACAGGUCACUCGCAUCACACGCAAGGCUUUGAACGAUGAAGGAUUUGACUCCCUGCCAGUCAUCGUGGGCUGUGGCUCGCAGUCGACUCGCGAAACGAUCGAGCUUUGUCAAGACGCCCUAGCUUCUGGAGGCGACUAUGCCCUAGUUCUUCCUCCGUCCUACUACAAGCCAUCCCACAAGCCAGACACGAUAGUCGGAUUCUUCAGAGAUGUUGCCAACGCAUCUCCCAUCCCCAUCAUCAUUUACAACUACCCAGCAGCGGUGGCUGGCAUCGACCUCAGCUCGGACGUAAUCAGCGAGCUCUCCAAGCAUCCCAACAUCGUUGGCUGCAAGCUCACAUGCGGAAACACCGGCAAGCUGACUCGGAUCGCCGCAGCCACAAAUGCAGCCACACCCGCAGAUGCCGGCUCCAGUUUCAUGUGCAUGGGCGGUUCUGCAGACUUCACUUUGCAGACGCUGAUUGUCGGUGGAUCUGGAGUCAUCUGCGGGAUCGGCAACGUUGCGCCCAAAGCCUGCGUCAAGAUCGUGGACCUGUUUGCGGCCGGGAAGCUGGCGGAGGCUAAAAAGCUGCAAGCUGUUGUGGCCCGUGGUGACUGGGCCGCUAUUUCUGGAGGCAUCGUAGGCACGAAGAGCGCGUUGGAUACGUACUUCGGGUACGGAGGCAUCGCACGCAGGCCUUUGCCUCGAGUGACCAAGUCAGAGGCUAUAAAAUUUGCCAGUGAUUUCAAGGAAAUUGUGGAGUUGGAGAAAAGUCUGUCAUGA
Letharia columbiana is the source of this 1122-nucleotide messenger RNA. RefSeq lists its product as uncharacterized. Gene Ontology annotation, molecular function: 4-hydroxy-tetrahydrodipicolinate synthase activity. Bases 1 to 1122 code for a protein of 373 amino acids. The transcript has a single exon. NCBI's taxonomy places the organism in Eukaryota, Fungi, Ascomycota, Lecanoromycetes, Lecanorales, Parmeliaceae. The record is from RefSeq and is a predicted model, not a curated record.